Messenger RNA from Nannospalax galili (Upper Galilee mountains blind mole rat), 339 nucleotides. RefSeq names its product procyclic form-specific polypeptide B1-alpha-like. The record is from RefSeq and is a predicted model, not a curated record. The annotation marks the transcript as partial. The transcript has a single exon. Lineage: Eukaryota; Metazoa; Chordata; Mammalia; Rodentia; Spalacidae.
CCAGAGCGAGAUCCAGAGUCCGAGCCCGACCUGGGGCCGGAGCCACAGUUGGAGCCCCAGGUCCCCGGAGGCCCGCACGCCACCGCCACAGAGCAGCCGGAGACCCGACCUGGCAUCCAGCGGGCAGAGCCGGCGCAGGAGCCCCGGCAUCUAAAGAGGCGCUCUGGGCAGCGGCCGGACAGUGUCCCCAAACGCCCCAGGGAGGACGAGCCUUCGGGGGAGCCCAUGGAGGCCGCUGCCUGCCCCACCACGGAGGAGCCGGGGCAGGCCCUGGAGGAGCAGCUGCCCUGGGAGGAGGAGGCGCACGCCCAGAAGGGGGCCGGAAUUGAGGCCAUGUAG